Molecule: messenger RNA, 1425 nt
Organism: Tachysurus vachellii
Lineage: Eukaryota; Metazoa; Chordata; Actinopteri; Siluriformes; Bagridae
Gene: ascl1b
Product: achaete-scute family bHLH transcription factor 1b
Exons: 2
Coding region: 197-778 (193 amino acids)
Biological process (GO): positive regulation of transcription by RNA polymerase II; neuron differentiation; sensory organ development
Cellular component (GO): RNA polymerase II transcription regulator complex
Molecular function (GO): RNA polymerase II transcription regulatory region sequence-specific DNA binding; protein dimerization activity; DNA-binding transcription factor activity, RNA polymerase II-specific
Source: RefSeq, a predicted model, not a curated record
CCCGUCACUUUCACAUCGGUUGUUGAACAGGUGCCACCAACAUCCAACAAAAUUCCACUCGCGUUCCGGUUGACCGAGCCACGCGAAAGGCACGAGCGUGGUGUAUAGCCACGUAUUCUUUACGGUUCCAGGUCAUACAUAAGUUUGUCGCUAAGUUUUUUUUUAUCGCUUUCAUUUGUAUUCUCGCUGCGGUUUCAUGUAUUUUACGGAAAUGGAGAUCACAAAGACGCAAAUAAGUUCUUGCGCGUACCGUUUACAGAUUUCGGAUAGCUUUGCGUCUCUACAGAAAGCUACGUCUCCAAGCAGCCCGGAGCGCGCGGUCAUGAAAAGGCAGCGUUGCAGCAGCCCGGAGCGCCUGAGGUGUACGCGCAGGUUGAACUUCGGAGCUCUUGGUCUCGGGGUCGCUCAGCAGCAGCAGCCGGUAGCUGUGGCCAGGCGUAACGAGCGAGAGAGGAACAGGGUGAAGCAGGUCAACAUGGGCUUCCAGACUCUCCGCCAGCACGUGCCCAACGGUGCGGCCAACAAGAAGAUGAGCAAAGUGGAGACGCUGCGCUCGGCUGUGGAGUACAUCCGCGCGCUCCAGCGGCUUUUGGACGAGCACGACGCCGUGUCCGCUGCGUUCCGGUGCGUUGUCCCGUCUCCCACGGUCUCGAGUUCGUGCUCUGCUGGCCCAGAGUCCCCCCGCUCCGCCUGCUCCUCUGACGAGGGCGGAUACGAGCAACUAAACUCGGAAGAACAAGAGCUGCUGGACUUCGCCGCAUGGUUCGACGGGUUCUAAUCACAGGUGUGUUUAUUCCUGUGGUGGUGCUGAAAAGAACAGCAGUAUUUCCGGUGCUCCGUUCCGGAGCGCGCGUUAUAUCAGAUCACGAUACAUGCGCGAGGAAAGUACCGGGCGGCGCGCGCAACACAAAAGUAACUUCCACUUGUGUUCUUCAGCCACAUGAACUCAAGGCCAAAAGUCUGGACACCCCCCAAUGAUGUGAUUGCAAGAACAUCUGGAGAAUAUGCGUGGCGAAUAUUGAUUACUGACUAAUACUCAGAGACUUUCAACUGACACACACACUCAAUAUAUAUGUAUGUAUGUAUGUAUGUAUGUAUGUAUGUAUGUAUGUAUGUAUGUAUGUAUGUAUGUAUGUAUGUGAUUUGAGAGAGAGAGAGAGAGAGAGAGAGAGAGCAAAGACAUGAGAAAAAAGGUGUUGGUGCAUGGUAGCAUGUGUAAACGCUAAAUCUGCAUUUGUACAGGCCAAGAGUGAACUGUAACAGAUAUUGCAUUUACAUUACACAAGCAGUGAGGGUUUUUUCUAUUUGAUUAGCGGCUUUUAUAUAAGUGUGCACUUGCGACUUUUCAUACAAACCUGUAAAUAUUAUUGUUUUAUAUAGAGAAUGCUUAUUUUAUGUAAAAUAAAGAUGUUAUUUAUUCAGAAA